Messenger RNA from Acanthaster planci (crown-of-thorns starfish), 2266 nucleotides. Its product is annotated as C-type lectin lectoxin-Lei1-like. NCBI's taxonomy places the organism in Eukaryota, Metazoa, Echinodermata, Asteroidea, Valvatida, Acanthasteridae. The record is from RefSeq and is a predicted model, not a curated record.
UUCCACAUUUCAGGCAAAGCUGGGGAAUUCCUUUCAGACAUCUUGGGGGGAUGUGUUAAGGGUAUAAAGAGUGGUUCAAGUAUCACAUUUCAAUUGCAGGGUCUCUUUACCAUACGCUCAUAGCCUGGUAAUACCAGAUUUUUAAUCAAAUUUCUCAGGAACUGCACGCCCGCGCCAUAUGUUUCGGCUGAUAAUUGAAUGUAUCGCAGCGAAGUAAUUAAAUUUGAAGCCCCAUAUCCCUCACAAAAGCGCGGUAUAACGUAAUUACUCUAGCUUGGAUCUCGUGCUAUAUCGCCCUCAGGGCUCUCGUUGCAGCAUUCUCUUCGACUGGUUGGAUAGGUCAAACAUCACACGCCAAGGAGACAUGAAUUUUAAGUCAAGGAAUUUACAUGAUCUGUGCAUUUUCCCGGUUCCCGCCGAUAACGAAUCAAUGUUACCCUUCCACGGAUCAUCUACUUUGCCACUAGCGUGCAGCAAGUCGGUGAGAAUAACAAGGAGGGAAUAAACGGCGGAAAAUGGACCCACAAUUGUGUCAGGAAUGUUGUCUUGUGGUCUGCAUUGGCUUGUGCAUUGCUAACGCCUUAGGAAGUUCCUCACAAGACUUAAUGACAACAGACACAGUUUGCCCGAGUGGUUUUACGUCCUUUGAGUCGUCAUGCUACCGUCUAGUUUCAGACUCACCAACAGAUGGAUACACAGCGCGUAACGAGUGCCAAAAUUUGGCUCCGGACAGCCAUCUCGGCUAUAUCCAGAGUCAAGCUGAACAGACAUUCCUUCAGGAAUGGGCAAAAGAACAUGGGGUGCGUAUCGACUACUGGUUCGGACUUACCUAUACCAGCGAUGUGGACCAUCCUAUGUGGCUGGACGGCAGCCCGAUUGGUAACUACACGGCUUGGGACCGUUUUGGUCCCUUAGACGAAGAAUCUCCCUGCGUGAGGCUCCGCCGUAGUAGUGAUUACCUCUGGAACGACAGGAAUUGCGACAACAGAUUCGGUUACAUCUGCGAACUUGAAAGAAGUGACAAUGACGUUGUUCCUCUGCCAACGCCUACGCGCGAGCCUGCAGCUUCUCCAACAUCAUACACAAAUUCGGGGAAUUUCAAGGCCGGUUCUGCAAACAUGGCUGCGCCCACAGACAAUUAUCUUCUGCGAAGACUGACGGUCGCGUCCCUGAUUCGUUGCAGCCAAUACUGCCUGAAAUACAACGCCUGUGCGAGCUUCAACUACAAGCUCGAUCAGUCCCAGAGAGAUUUUCAAGAAUUGCUACAUUCCUGUGAAUUGCUGUCGAAGCAGUUUUCGGACGACACACUGAUACAGAAUAAAGGUUUCAAGCAUUACAGACGUAAAACUAUGUAAACCAUAUGUGUAACAUGAAAAGUAAGAGAACUCCAAGUACAGGGUGAAGGGGCAAUAUGGUUCCAUGUGCACCUCUAAGUUUUUCUAUUACCUUACAUUUUUUUAACCUAUCGAGACAGCACCUUAUGUAGAUUGCCAUGGAAUAAACUCAUUUUAAUAGCGUGCUAGCACCUCCCAGUAAAAAUUGAUGCCAACCCCCUAACUACUUUUGGUCGUUAAUAGGACUCAUAUAUACUUAUUACGAACUUUGUAUUACAAAGCAUCGCUUAACUCAACGCACAUCUGUUCUGAUCGUUGGAGAGGUUGGGUUGUUCAUCGUUCUCACACUGCAUCUACACACAGUAAAGUUACAAAAGCAGGCAACAACAAGAGGAAAGCAGUGCUAAACUUAAUCGGUUUCGUCCACAAUAAUGAAGUAAUAAAAGUGUUAAUAAAAGUGGGUGCGCCAUUCGAUACGUGCCGCGCAAUUUUAAUUAAUAUCGACUCAAAGAGGUUGCAAUAUCCAUUCAUUACGAUCCGACUGAUGAAUCUAACGAUCCAUUAAUCCAAGAAUUAAUUAUGGGAGCACUGACACUUUGUUCCCCUAUAGUCAGAAAAUAUGGAUCAACACAUGUGCUGUUCAGUAUUUAUAGCACGUGAGGAACGGGGGAUCAAUUUUUUUUCUAAAUAAAAUUUGAUUGGAGAAUAACUCCGAAUGUUUGCCAAAGCAAUACUACGAGUAAAUAUUGUAAGCUGGGUACACUGCAUUUGUAUGAAUGCAUAGUUUUUAUUGUAUAAGCUUUGUGUGCGCUUUUUAUGUAUUUUCCGAAUCGGGACUUAGAUGCAUUAACGCCCUGUUGCUAACCAAUAACAAAAAUACCACAACAGUUAAUUUCUACGUUGAUUUGUUCAUUAAAAGGACCACAAAAACA